AAAAAAGAAAAGUGACAUUUUCUCUAAACAGAAGAAGCUAACACUUAGGAAUUGGUAAAACAAAUUGUUUAGUUAGGAUUAUAAUAAUAAUAACAACAAGUCAGAGGGAAACAAGCUAACGAAAUAGCCAAACAACACUGUCGCAUAAUUAGAUAAAUUUGACCAAAAAAGGGUAAAGACAGCUCAAUGUAAGCAAAAAUGAGCUAAAACUCAGCUUUAGGAUUUUUAAGGUUAAAGUUUUAUCACACAGGAAGCUAAAUGUGAGAAAUUAUAAAAUGGAAAACUCAUAAACCUGACAUUUAGCCACAAACAUUAGAAUUUUCUGACAUGAAAAGAAGAGCAAAAAAAAAAGAGCUAUAAAAUCUAACCUUUAGCAUCAGGGUGAGUGUUAGAGACAGGUGGACACUUUUUUUAUCUCCAGCUCUCCAUUGGCUGCCAUGUUUCCAUAAAGGUUUCCUACAGGAUUAAUCUGGAUUAUAAUCCCUGUGUGUGAGUGUGUGUUUUUCUCCCCCCAGUGGAACAUGUUUUUAACGUGGUUCCCGUUGGUGGAAUCUCGUGACCCGUCUCCUCCGCGCUGCUGGGUUUUUAAUCUGAGUUGUUUUCAUAUAGUGGGAUUGCAGAGGUUAACUCCGCCCACACCCCCACACUUCCAUCCUCUGUCCUCUCAGGACCAGCUGUUCCCCAGUGUUCAGUGACGGGUGGGGCAGGGUGGGGCAGGAGCUCAGUGACAGAGAUGCUGCCAAAGGAAUAUUUGGGAAAUUCGACGGAGGAGGAAUUUGUUCCAAUGUUCCUGAACCUUUCCUCGGUUCCUGCGGUUCCUGGAAUGGGAUCAACCACUGGUUCUGGACUCCUGUGAGGACCUGAUGAGGACAAUGGUCUCAGUGUUCCCUGAAGUGAUGACGGCUCCGUCUUUGACUGCAGUUGAACGAGGAACGACUCAACCCUGACUUUGGAACCCAACAGAUGACAUCGUUUUUGUUUAUGUUCAAAUAUUUAUAUCUUGUUUCUAACUUUUAGCUACUUUUGCUACAUUUUUGGUUAUUUUAUUUUAUUUUUAACAGCGACUCUCUUUUCUUGGCUAACAUUUAGCUAUUGUUGCUGUUUUGCUGCUUUUUUAGAAUUGUUGCUAGCUACUUCUGGAAUAAUCUUUUGCUUUUAUUUCUAUUUCUAAUAAUACUGGAUGGACUAAUUGCUUUUUUGCCAUAGGCCUGGGCAAUACUUAACUGCUAACACUUAGCUAGGCUGACAAUAUGUCAUAUUUGUCCAUAUUCAUCUCAAAUCAAAUCUUUUUUCUUAAACUUUGACUUAAGGUGAACUCUUGACGAGGUCUCGGGGUCAACGUUAAUCUUUCAACGCCGCAGCGUUUCUCACGUGUAACUACUUCUAGACAUCUUUUAACCAACAUCUGUUAUAGUUAAAAAAUACUUUUUAUCAACGUUGGCUCUUUUUGUGGGUUUAGUUUUUAGCUAACGUUGAGCCACUAUAAGGAGUAUUUGAACUGUAUUUGCUGGCUGUGGGCGGGUCUUAUUGAUGGCUAACUGCUGAUUGGACAAAAUUGGACCCUUAUGAUGGCGAUGGAGCUUGACGGCGUGUGGCUGAGGGUGAAGAACGUCUGUAAACAGAAUGGACUCCUCAUCAUGUCCGUCAUGGCUGUGGUCAUCGGCUGUUUGUUGGGCUUCUUCCUGAGGACGCGGCGACUCUCAGAGCAGGAAGUGAAGUACUUUCAGUUUCCUGGGGAGCUGCUGAUGAGAAUGCUGAAGAUGCUGAUCCUCCCACUGGUCGUGUCCAGUCUGAUGUCAGGACUCGCUGCCCUGGACGCCAAGUGUUCUAGUCGUCUGGGUCUGAUCACAGUGUCCUACUACCUGUGGACCACGUUUGUGGCCGUGAUCGUUGGGAUCAUCAUGGUCUGCAUAAUCCACCCUGGGGGUGCGGCCCAGAAAGAAGACUCAGAGGACAGUGGGAAACCCAUCAUGAGUUCUGCCGAUGCUCUCCUGGACCUGAUCCGGAACAUGUUCCCAUCUAAUCUGGUCCAAGCCACGUUUCAGCAGUACCGGACCAGCAGCGAGUACAUUGUGAAACCAAAGCCAGGUGUGAGUCAGACGUCGUCCGAGUCCACCACACGGCGGACGCUCAUCUACGGCAUCAGAGGCGAUAAUGGGAGUGACAUCCAGAACUUUGCCCUGGACCUGACUCCGCCCCCUGACGUGCUUGUACGAACGCGGGAAGGAACGAGUGAUGGGAUGAACGUCCUUGGAAUUGUUAUUUUCUCAGCAACCAUGGGAAUCAUGUUAGGAAGGAUGGGGCCCAACGGCGCCGCCCUGGUCAACUUCUGCCAGAGUCUGAACGAGGCCGUCCUGAGGAUCGUGGCCAUCGUCAUAUGGUACUUCCCAUUUGGCAUCGUGUUCCUGGUGGCUGGAAAGAUCCUGGAGAUGAGUGAUCCUUCAGACAUGGGUAAAAAGCUUGGGUUCUACGCCCUGACAGUGGUCUUUGGUCUGGUGCUGCACGGCCUGUUCAUCCUUCCUGCCAUGUACUUCUUCAUCACCAAGAAGAGCCCCAUUGUCUACAUCCGUGGAAUUCUGCAGGCGCUGCUCAUCGCGUUAGCCACUUCCUCCAGCUCAGCCACGUUGCCCAUCACCUUUAAGUGCCUCCUGGAGAACAACCACAUCGACCGGCGAAUCAUACGCUUUGUGCUUCCUGUCGGUGCCACCAUCAACAUGGACGGAACUGCACUCUACGAGGCCGUGGCGGCCAUUUUCAUCGCUCAGGUCAACAACUAUGAGCUGGACUUUGGUCAGAUCAUCACCAUCAGCAUCACAGCCACAGCAGCAAGUAUUGGAGCAGCGGGAAUUCCUCAGGCUGGACUUGUUACCAUGGUGAUCGUCCUCACAUCUGUGGGACUGCCUACUGAUGACAUCACUCUCAUCAUUGCUGUUGAUUGGGCGCUAGACAGAUUCCGGACCAUGGUGAACGUGAUGGGAGACGCCUUGGCCACAGGAAUCAUGGCCCACAUCUGCAGGAAAGACUUCCUGAAAGAAGGAGACGGGCUGCUCCCUCCUGAUGUGGCUCGACUGAUGCAGCUGGAGGAGGGGGUUCGAGUCCCGUCUCUGCUGCAUCCACAACAGUCGUCUCCACCACACAGGAAGAAACCUCCGGUUCCCCCACGACACCUGAAGAAGAACAAAGAUCAGUGCGCCAUCGAUAUGAACGGCGUGGAGACAAAUGUUUGAUGAUAAAGAAGACACAGACUGACGUGGUGUCACAGUGGACCAGUCAGCAACAACCUAGGCUGGAGUUUAGUUUGAAUCCACUUCAGCUGAGGGAUGUCAGACCAACAUCAGCUGAGAGGGGCAGGAGGAGGUGUUUGGUUCUGACUGACUCUGAGUCAGUGAAACCUUUUCUAUGACAUCAUGUUUUUAAAUGUCUGUGUUUAAAGGUGAAUAAAAUGACUCUUUUCUGCAGCUGUAGAUGAAGUGACAUUUAUCUGCUUUAUCUAACAGUUAGCCUCUUCAUACUGAAACAUCUGGCACAUUCAGCUUCCUGGUUGGUUUGACUGAGUUACAUCUCAGGUUAGAGUUAACAUUCUUUGGUUUAACAUUUGUUGUUUUCAACAUUUGGUUGAACAUUUAGCUAAGUCUGUUCUUUUCCUGAGUGACUCCUGCUCCUACGUGGUGUGUUCAGGUAAAACAAACAACACAGAGACAAAAACUCACAGAGUGACGCGUCUGUCCUUUUAAAUGCUGUGUUUCAUUUUCACUGUUACAGAGUGAACUGGACAAAGACUUUUGUGCAGUUUUUUAAGUGCAUUUUGUUGAAACAAUAUGAAUAAACUCUUUGGUAAAAAAAAAAAAAAAGUCAAA
This is a messenger RNA of Cynoglossus semilaevis (tongue sole), 3857 nucleotides long. RefSeq names its product solute carrier family 1 member 7b (gene slc1a7b). Bases 1566 to 3227 code for a protein of 553 amino acids. Lineage: Eukaryota; Metazoa; Chordata; Actinopteri; Pleuronectiformes; Cynoglossidae. Gene Ontology annotation, molecular function: L-glutamate transmembrane transporter activity; neutral L-amino acid transmembrane transporter activity; glutamate:sodium symporter activity. The transcript has 11 exons. Gene Ontology annotation, biological process: L-glutamate transmembrane transport. Gene Ontology annotation, cellular component: plasma membrane. The record is from RefSeq and is a predicted model, not a curated record.